AUGGAUGCGUUUCAAGCCGUCUCAGGCUAUGUCACCAAGAUGGUGUCGACUGGAGAUGGCGCUACUGCCUCUAACGCUGCCAAAAUGAAGAUACUUCUCCUGGACAAUGAUACUGUCUCGGUCGUAUCGUCGGCGACGACGCAGUCCGCCCUCCUAAACCACCAAGUCUACCUGACCGAUCGCUUGGACAACCACAACAGGGAGAAGAUGCGCCACCUUCGCUGCCUCUGUUUCGUACGCCCAUCUCCCGACAGUAUCCAAUUCCUGAUAGACGAGUUCCGCGAUCCCAAGUACGGCGAAUAUCACAUCUACUUUAGCAACAUAGUCAAGAAGUCCUCCCUUGAACGCCUUGCAGAAGCCGAUGACCACGAGGUUGUGAAAGCCGUCCACGAAUGUUUUGCCGACUACUUGGUCGUCAAUCCAGACCUUACCUCACUCGCCCUUGAACACCGCCUCUGGAGCUCAAGUCCCGACAUGUGGAACCAGGAUUCUCUGUCAAGGACAACCGAGGGUGUCAUUGCUUUGUUAUUGUCCCUCAAGAAGCGUCCCAUGAUCCGCUACCAAAAGAACAGUCUACUGGCGAAAAAGCUAGCCACAGAGGUUCGAUACCAGAUGACCCAAGAGGAACAACUCUUCGACUUCAGGAAAACCGAUACCGCUCCCAUACUUCUCAUUGUCGACAGAAGAGACGAUCCUGUCACUCCAUUGCUGACUCAAUGGACCUACCAAGCCAUGGUCCAUGAACUCCUUGGUAUCAAAAAUGGCAGAGUUAAUCUCAGCCAUGUACCAGACGUCCGGCCAGAGUUCAAGGAAAUUUUCAUCAGCCAAGAUCAAGAUCCAUUCUUCAAAAAGAACAUGUAUCUCAACUUUGGUGAUCUUGGUCAGAAUGCCAAGGAUUAUGUCGAGCAAUUCGCUUCGAAGCAACAGUCGAGUCACAAGCUUGAAUCUAUUGAGGAUAUGAAGCGGUUUGUAGAAGACUAUCCAGAGUUCCGCCGUCUGUCAGGAAAUGUCACCAAGCACGUCACCUUAGUCACCGAACUCAGUCGCAGAGUCGGCGAGGAGAAUCUACUGGACAUCAGCGAGCUGGAACAAAGCCUUGCUUGCAACGAGAAUCAUUCGAAUGAUCUGAAGACCUUGCAACGCCUCAUACAAGAUCCAAAAACGCCUUCAAACAACAAACUGCGCUUGGUGGCAAUCUACGCUCUCCGAUAUGCCUCUCACCCCUCGAACUCGACACCAGCUCUUAUGGAUCUUCUAGCCGUAGCUGGUGGUCUCUCUCGCCAUCGAAUCAAUCUCAUACCCAAACUCCUUACCUACGCGCAUUCUUUGCAGUCUUUGCCACAGACCGGUGCUAUCCCAGAUCUUUUCCAAUCGUCCUCCAUAUUCCAAGGCGCGCGAGAGCGCUUCAACCGAGGACUUGGUGGUGUGGAGAAUGUAUACACACAGCACUCGCCCCGGUUAGAGACAACGAUACAGGAUUUGAUCAAAGGCCGCCUGCGAGAUAACCAGUACCCCUUCGUUGAAGGUGGAGGCACCACACGAGAAAAGCCGCAAGACAUCAUUGUCUUUAUGAUUGGCGGUGCAACAUACGAGGAGGCGAAGAUGGUCGCGCAGGUUAAUGCUAGUAGUCCUGGUGUCAGGGUGGUGUUGGGAGGAACUUCAAUACACAACAGUGCGAGCUUCCUGGAUGAGGUUGAGGAAGCAGUCGAUAGCUGGCCAGAAGCACCACCGAGCAGUGCAGCGGGCAGAUUGAGAAAGGAAGUGGGUAGAUGA
This is a messenger RNA of Aureobasidium melanogenum CBS 110374, 1773 nucleotides long. RefSeq names its product Sec1-like protein. The transcript has 4 exons. Gene Ontology annotation, biological process: vesicle-mediated transport; intracellular protein transport. Gene Ontology annotation, cellular component: Golgi membrane. Bases 1 to 1773 code for a protein of 590 amino acids. NCBI's taxonomy places the organism in Eukaryota, Fungi, Ascomycota, Dothideomycetes, Dothideales, Saccotheciaceae. The record is from RefSeq and is a predicted model, not a curated record.